UUGUUCUCACUCAUCUCGACCAAGAUGGCUUCCAGAAGGUUAUUCCAUAUCGCACGAGGAUUGUAUGGCCUGCGAUCAGUGCAGCCAUCCCGUCCGGCCAAACUUGCUAGAGCGUACUGCUCAGCAUCAAAAACAUUUGAAAUGAUCAAGGCAGAGAAAAGGGGUGAAAAACAAAAUGUUGGCUUUAUCCAGCUCAACCGACCCAAGGCAUUAAAUGCACUCUGUGAUCAGCUGAUGUCAGAGUUGCAGGAUGCCCUUGAUGACUUUGAAACUGACAAGAAUGUUGGUGCCAUUGUUAUCACAGGAAGUGAGAAAGCUUUUGCUGCUGGAGCGGAUAUUAAGGAAAUGCAGAAUUUAACAUAUCAGAAGUGCUUGUUGGGGGAUUUCCUUGCUCACUGGACUCGAGUGGCUCGUUGUAAGAAGCCUGUCAUUGCUGCAGUCAAUGGAUUUGCGCUUGGAGGAGGAUGUGAACUAGCCAUGAUGUGUGAUAUCAUUUAUGCUGGAAACAAAGCUAAGUUUGGUCAACCAGAGAUUUUGCUCGGAACUAUUCCAGGUGUGGCACCCAUAUAA
Molecule: messenger RNA, 570 nt
Organism: Pocillopora damicornis (cauliflower coral)
Lineage: Eukaryota; Metazoa; Cnidaria; Anthozoa; Scleractinia; Pocilloporidae
Product: enoyl-CoA hydratase, mitochondrial
Biological process (GO): fatty acid beta-oxidation
Cellular component (GO): mitochondrion
Molecular function (GO): catalytic activity
Source: RefSeq, a predicted model, not a curated record